UGAACGCGAAGCCGCUUUCCCUGCUCGAGUGUUCUCCUCCCCAUCUCCGCCGAGUUUUCGUGUCAAGCCCUAAUCGCCGUUGCUGUCAACCUUCCGGAAGGGAAUAGCUUUUUAAUCUUUGUUAUAAUCAGGUAACCAACAAUUCGCCUUCCGGUGUUGUAAUUUUUCAUCGCUAUUUGUCGAAAUCCUUUGCAUCGGACCUAUCUCAGUUCCUACCAUGAAACUCUCUUUCUCUGUGCAAUCGAAAUCCAACACCAAGUCAAACCCCAUCAGGUCCUCCAACAAAUUCGACGCCGCCGCUUCCGAUACCAAAGAUGGAAAGUCCAACGCCAGAGAGUAUGUUACAGAGUUCGAUGCAUCGAAAUCCCCUUCUGAUCCUAACAAAGCCACCACGGUUAUUCCCCCCAUUGAGAACGAGUGGAAUUUAGGGAGGUCCUACAAGAGAAUGAAGAAUCUAGACUUACCCAUCACUGAAUCUAAUGUAACCGAGUUGGGAUUUGAGCUGGAUACGUCGACGGUUGUGGAACCCGGUUCGGACAUGUCUUAUGGUCUGAAUCUUCGGCAGACAAAGAAGAAUGAUGGGGACGGGGAGAAACCUGCUGCUGGGAGUGGGGGUGAUGAUAGUGAUAAUAACGGUAGGUCGCGGCCUGUUUCUCUGGACUCUGUGGUGCUGCAGAAGUUUAAGGAUGAUAUGGAGAGGUUACCGGACCACAGAGGUUUUGAGGAGUUCAAAGAUGUCGCUGUUGAGGGUUUUGGUGCAGCUUUGCUAGCUGGGUAUGGAUGGCGUGAAGGGAUGGGCAUUGGAAAGAAUGCCAAGGAGGAUGUGAAAGUUGUACAGUAUGAGAGGAGGACUGCCAAAGAAGGGUUGGGUUUUGUUAGUGAUCAUGCUCGUAAGCGGAAUUCGAAGGAGGAAGUGAAGAUACCUAAGGAGCAUGGCAGAGAGGGUUCAUUAGUGGGGAAGGUUGUUAGAAUAGUUGAGGGCAAAAAUGCAGGUCUGAAGGGUAAAAUUGUACGAGAGGUUGAAGAUAAAUGGGUUGUUUUAAAACUUGUGAAAAGUGAAGAGGAAGUGAAAGUGGGCCCUCAAGAUUUUGUAGAACUGGGCUCUAUUGAAGAAGAGAGGUUUUUGAAGAAAUUGAAGGAAUUAAAGAUUCAGGAUACUCAUAAAGAUAGAGAUUCAAGGAAUAAACGCAAUAGGGAGGAGGGAAGGAGAGGCCGUGAUGAGGUUGUAGUUGACGUUAAGAGAGAUAGUAGGAAGGAAGAGCAGGGGAAAAAACGAGUUUCAUGGCUUACUAGUCAUAUACGGGUCAGGGUUAUUAGCAAAGAUUUCAAAGGAGGGCGGUUAUAUUUGAAGAAGGGACAGGUAUUGGACGUUGUUGGGCCUACUACUUGCGAUAUAUCUAUAGAUGAUAGCAAGGAGAUCAUCCAGGGGAUUUCCCAAGACCUUCUUGAGACUGCUAUCCCUCGUCGAGGGGGCCCAGUUCUGGUAUUAUAUGGUAAACAUAAAGGCAUUUAUGGCAGUCUAGUUGAGAGGGAUUUGGACAAAGAAAUGGCUGUUGUUAGAGAUGCUGACACCCAUGCACUGGUCAAUGUGCGGCUUGAACAAAUUGCAGAGUUUAUAGGGGAUCCAAGUAUCUUGGGAUACUGAUUCUGUUGUAUCAAUUCCAGUGUAGUACCUACUUGUAUGACCCUUUUGAUUGAUAACAUUUUCCAAAGUAGCAUUCAUAUUUCAGAAUUUGAUAUGGGGUUUUGUACAAACCUGGGGAGAAAAAAUUAUGAAGGUAUGUAUGUACUAUAUUCCUAGUGUCAUUUUUUAGUCAAUUGAAGGAUGAAGUAUUAACUUGUUCGGCAACUUUAUAGUUUAUAGAUGAUGAAAAUAAUGGUCUCUUCUUAGAUCUUCAAAUCUGAAUACAGUCUUUAAUGAUAUUAUAAAGACAAAA
Molecule: messenger RNA, 1937 nt
Organism: Neltuma alba
Lineage: Eukaryota; Viridiplantae; Streptophyta; Magnoliopsida; Fabales; Fabaceae
Product: protein MOS2
Exons: 1
Coding region: 218-1645 (475 amino acids)
Biological process (GO): mRNA splicing, via spliceosome
Cellular component (GO): spliceosomal complex
Molecular function (GO): nucleic acid binding
Source: RefSeq, a predicted model, not a curated record